AUGGCACUCCGCGUUUUGGAGAAGCUUCCGCAGCAACUGUCGAUUUCCAAUCUGCUCCUCCUUGCUGCGGCCGUCGGCUCGAUGAAGCGGUUGGCGGAUGCCGUCGCGGCUUCCUUGGAAACGGAGCUGGCUCUACGGCUCGCGGCCGCGAAAUCGAAGGAGCGGGUUGGUGGUUGUUACAAAAACUUUGAUCAUCGUAUUUUAGAACGACAAGAACGAGAAGAAAGAAGAAACAAAGCGAGACAAAAAGGAGUUGAAAGCCCAGAGGCGGCGAUUUUAUCAAGAAAUCGAAUUAGCUUUGGUGGAGGGAAGAGUGAGUUGAUUUUUCUCCCUUCACAUUCAAUUUUAGCGUUGUAGGAGAUAAACAACAACGUCGAUUGCAAGAAGGACAGCACAACGGCCGCCUUCGCUUGCUCAGAAAGUUGGUGCACGCAGGUAUAA
Caenorhabditis auriculariae is the source of this 441-nucleotide messenger RNA. NCBI's taxonomy places the organism in Eukaryota, Metazoa, Nematoda, Chromadorea, Rhabditida, Rhabditidae. The record is from the annotation of a GenBank genome assembly.